CGCUGUUGUUGUGAUUGACAGACAGGCAGGAGUUGCGGGGCGAACUUUCGUUUCUGCCGUCCGCCGACCAAAACAUGUCUGACUAACUGAACAACAAUGUCCGAGUUGCUCAUGAAGGAGGUGGAGAGCGCGUCGACGUCCGGGAAGCCGGAGGAGCGUCUCGACAGGGUUCGGAGUUUUCUGCUGGUGGAUGAACAAGAAAACCUGCAGGUCCGUGAUGAAUCUGAUUUUGUCGAGCGUCUGGGCUGCAGUGAUGAGGCGGAUGUCAAGGUCCUCUCCAUCUUUGGCAACACCGGCGACGGCAAGUCCCACACCCUCAACCACAUCUUAUUUGGAGGUGAGAGUGUAUUCUACACUUCCAAAUCUCCCAGCUCCUGCACGGUGGGGGUGUGGGCUGCCUAUGACCCUGCCCUCAGUCUGAUAGUCCUGGAUACUGAGGGUCUGCUGGGGGCCGCAGCCAAUCAGAACCAGAGGAUGCGGCUGCUGCUCAAGGUUUUGGCGGUGUCAGAUGUGGUGGUGUAUCGCACCCGGGCCGAGCGCCUCCACAACGACAUGUUCCAGUUCCUGAGCAGCGCCUCGGUGGCCUACCUGAAGCACUUCACCCCGGAGCUGAAGGCCCUGUCCAGCCGCUGUGGUCUGGACGUGCCCCUCUCUUCCUUGGGUCCCGCCGUCAUCAUCUUCCAGGAGACAACACACACCCAGCUGCUGGGUCACGAGUCUAAAGUGGCAGGCCACGCCGACACGCUGCUCCAGAAGCGUUUCCACGACCUGGGCUUGGGGACCGAGGCCUUCAGCUCAGUGCAGUAUGUGGGCACCCACACGGUCACACCCCCCACUGACUACAGCCGGCUGGUGGAAGCCGUCAGGCAGCAAGUGAGGAACACUCACACCCGCUCCCCUCGCCAGCCCAGGAUAGUGUAUCAUGCUCUGGAGGCCCUGAGUGAGCGUUUCUGUGGGGAAAUCUCAGACGAUAAGAUCACUUUGUACUCCUUCUUCCCUGACGAGUACUUCACCUGCUCCUCUGUUUGCCUCAGCUGCAACGUGCGUUGUAAGAAUGGGAUGAACCAUUUGAGAGACAGGGUCCCCCACAUGGCAGAUGGCCUGUGCCAGUACUCACACCAGUAUAACAACAAGGUCCUCAUCUGCAAGAGGUGCUAUGAAGGAGGUAGAGAGGUCAUUGUGGUGCCUAAGACCUCGGCUUCCUGUGAUAACCCAUGGAUGGGACUGGCCAAGUACGCCUGGUCAGGGUAUGUGUUAGAGUGCUCUACCUGUGGCGUGAUCUACCGCAGCAGACAGUACUGGAUGGGCAACCAGGACCCAGAGAGCAGUGUGGUACGACCCGAGGUCAAACACGUGUGGGAGGGGUCGGACGCCUUCCUGACAGACCACCAGAAUGCAGCCCAGAGGGUCCUGGAUGGGAUGAACUACGUGAUCCAGUCGGUGUCGGAGUACAGUGCCGGGCCCACCAAAGCUGUCACAGCCUGGCUCACCGACCAGGUGGCGCCGCCCUACUGGAGACCCAACUCAGAGAUCAUUGCCUGCCACGGUUGUAACAAGGUGUUUGAGGAGGCGGAGAGGAAGCAUCACUGUCGUUCAUGUGGCGAGGGUUUCUGCCAGCCCUGCUCCAGUCAUCGGAUGCCGGUGCCAGAGAAGGGCUGGGGCAACGCUCCCGUCAGGGUGUGUGAUGCCUGCCACCGCCAGGGAGGGCCAGUCGACACCAACAACCAGGUGUGCAACGUGGAGCCUCGUGGCCUGAUCGCUCGCAGGGUGACCGAGGUGGCCCAGUCGACUCUGGACAUGGUCUCUACAGCUGUGGAUUACCCCCUCUGUUUUGUGAAGGGUGUGGCCCGGCCAGACUACUGGGUUCCAGACGAGGACAUUAUCCAGUGCCAUGUGUGCUCCAAAACCUUCACUCCAGCCAUGUCCAAGCACCACUGCAGGGCCUGCGGACAGGGGGUUUGCGGGCCCUGUUCCAUGCACAUCAAGCCUGUACCCUCCCGGGGCUGGGACCAUCCGGUCAGAGUGUGUGAUGGCUGCCACGCCCGAAAGGGAAGCCUGUGACCCCCCCCUCCUCUAUCCCCUUACUCCCUCAAGGAUAACUUCUCUGGACAAAACUUAGGUGAACUCUACCACUGUGAAACUUGGCAUUGCUGGUUCAAGCCGGAAGUGGCAUUGUCCAUUUAGCAUCUAAUGGCAGAACUGGAAUUGACCAUGUUUUUAAGAGAAACGACACAGCGCUGACAGUCCAACUGCUGGCUGCUAAAAACCAUCUCUGUCUGGGUACCAAGCCUGGUGUUUUUGUCAGUGCUGUCCUGUGAUUAGCUUUCCAUCUCAACUAGCAUUCACAAACCAGCUGAUUCUUCAUCAAUGCAAAACUGAACAGAGAUCAGACUUUCCACCACAGAGCCCCAACGGAACAGUCAAACCAGUUAAAAGACAAAUCGGUAUAAAGGAAAAUGGAUAUCUAGUGACUGAUGGAAACUUAAUGUUAAAUGAAAGACAGAGGACUCCCCUUUAUUUCCCUUAAGAAAAACCCAGCGCUCUUACCUGUUCUGUAAUAAGUGUUUCUCUUUGUUCUUAGUCCUCUUCCUGUUCCCUGCAGCAGGCACUUUUCUCACCAUCAGACCAAUCUCUUUGCUAUAUAUGACAGACGAACAAGUGAAAAGAAUGUAGUGGGAAUAAGUGGGGAUUUUAAAGAAUGAAGGCAUGGAUUUUUUUUAAGUCGUGAUAGUUCAGGGAGUGUAGGGCCGUCACGACAAAGCGUGUUCUCCAUUUUUGACUCCUUUGCAGAGUCCUCAGAGGAGUCAAGCUUCUUUGAGGUUUUUUUUUUAAAAUAUCCUCCUCCUCUGUCUCUGACCUCCCUUUCAAUGGGAGUAAAGGGUCUCAGACUUGAAGCAAACAGGAGUAAAAGUAGGAUGGACUGAGGGGAAAAAACUCUUGAGAUAUGCAGGCAGGAAGAAGCAAUCCUGCAGUGUUAGCAGUUCAGUCUUUGGGAUAAAAGAGACUUUGCAAGUGCAUGUUUUACUCAGGGCAGAAAGACAUGGAAGGACAGAGAGUGACACAUGAGCUGCUGCAGUUUGUGCCUUGAUUUCAAUCUAGUUUCCCAAUUCUACAUCCAAGGUUUGCUUUUGUGGGUCUUCACAUACACAAAAAGAAACACACAGACAAGGAGGUAAUGGGAUUAGUCUCGGCUGAUUACGGGACAGUGUAAUUUAAGUCUCACUUGUCUAGAUCUACACUUCAUGUAAAGUGAAUUGUGACAGAGGAAGAAAAUGUGUAGCAUAAUAUAGACAUUCCAGCGCACGGAAUAACCUGUGUUUUAAUGUAGACUUACCUUUCUGGGGGUUAUUUAACCAAGUGGUCACUUAAUUGAGCCACUGACGCUUCAGAAAGCAUAUAUUGUUAUGACUACUGUCACGCUAGUCAGGAUGAUUGAGUGUGCAUUAUUUUGAUAUUUGAAAGGCUCCCGCAUUAAAUCGCUUGCCAUGUAAAGCACAAAUUAUACAUGAAUUAAUGCAAAACGACAGUUUCUGUCAAAGGGAAUUUCUCUGCAUAACAUACUGGAUGGUUUGAUGCUAUUUUCCUUUUUUUUCUCUGUAGUAAUAACCAGUUCAUGUUUUAAAGAUGUUUACCAGUGAAAUUCAGCCUAUGACAAUCUUGAAUUUUUUUCUUUCUUAAAUCAGGCUUGUCAAAAUAAAAAUAAUU
Messenger RNA from Myripristis murdjan (pinecone soldierfish), 3705 nucleotides. RefSeq names its product zinc finger FYVE domain-containing protein 1. Gene Ontology annotation, biological process: lipid droplet formation. The record is from RefSeq and is a predicted model, not a curated record. Gene Ontology annotation, molecular function: metal ion binding; phosphatidylinositol-3-phosphate binding; phosphatidylinositol-3,4-bisphosphate binding. Lineage: Eukaryota; Metazoa; Chordata; Actinopteri; Holocentriformes; Holocentridae. Gene Ontology annotation, cellular component: lipid droplet.